Molecule: messenger RNA, 930 nt
Organism: Adineta ricciae
Lineage: Eukaryota; Metazoa; Rotifera; Eurotatoria; Adinetida; Adinetidae
Source: the annotation of a GenBank genome assembly
AUGAAAGUCAAGUCACUUAUUGAAAAUACUUCUAUUGAAGAGAUUUGUGCGAAUAACGUGGCAUAUUUAAACAAUAACCUCGAUCAGAUUAUUUCCACAUACCAAGGUAAGCUGGAAAUUCAACAGUCAUCCUGCGUUGACAACAGCAUCUUUUGUUAUAUCGGACAUUUAUAUGAAAAAAAGAACGAUCCUGUCAAAGAAGAACAAUGCUGUGGACUUGCAAUGGUAGAUUUCAAACAGAAUAAACAUAUCUGUAAACAUACAGUUCCAUGUUUUACCACAUUUGCUCAAUUUUACAUGAGAACAGAGAAUUUUUUCUCGACUGUUCGUGCUUAUGAUGACUUGAUCCAAACAUUUGGUUAUAUAGAGUCCUUCUUCAUUUCACCGUACUUCAAUAUUUCCUGUUGUACGAACACUCAUCGGAAGACGGUUAUUAUCCUUUUCGAGCAUUUGAUUCAAACAAUCCUUAAAGAACACAAUGAUUAUCUCGGUGUUGAUAAAGAAUUUCAAAAGGCUCUCGACAUUUGUAAGAAUCUCGACGAUUCAAUUUUGGUUGAAACAUAUUCAUCCUAUCUAGAAAUCAUGUUGCGGUAUCGAUGCAUAUCACAUCAUGCUCAACUCUCUGCUAUUGAACCACCCUUUUGUCAAGUCUUGAGUAUUUAUAAAGCAUAUAACAAUACGCGACGAGUAAUAUGUACUUAUCAAAAGUUUCUGGAAUUGAUUAUCAGUACUAUAACAAAUUAUGCUACGUUCGUAGAUGCUGUUCAACAUCUGGCUCUUGAUCUAGAAACAGCUCAACUCGUAAAUGAAGCCCUCGGCAUGCAUAUGCGAUUCGCUCGGUUUAUUCUGACGUGUAAUACGAAAGAAACGAUACUGAAAGUUGGUUUCAUCAUUGUACGAUAUCAAUUGCUUGCAAAAAACGGAGCUUAG